This is a messenger RNA of Cucumis melo (muskmelon), 3172 nucleotides long. Its product is annotated as pentatricopeptide repeat-containing protein At4g30825, chloroplastic. The transcript has a single exon. NCBI's taxonomy places the organism in Eukaryota, Viridiplantae, Streptophyta, Magnoliopsida, Cucurbitales, Cucurbitaceae. Gene Ontology annotation, molecular function: protein binding. The record is from RefSeq and is a predicted model, not a curated record. Bases 334 to 3030 code for a protein of 898 amino acids.
GUUUAGGUGCUAACCUCUAGUUUAGCCUAAAAUUUGGGUAAAAACAAGUUUCAUGAUGCCCAAACCCAUAAACUGAAUCAAAUUAAUUCAAUUUUCGUUUGAUUGGAUUGGAUUGGAUUGGAUUGGAUUGGUGGGGUUGUUGUUCAAUCAUCACUUAACUCUACUCUUCAGAUAUUUCAUCAGACAAUUCACUGCUCGUUUACUUUCCUCCACUGCUUCAAUCUCCGUUAUCUUUUCCAUCUCAAAAACCUAUGGUAAAUACCCUUCUCAUACACCCUCAUUCCCCUUUUCUUAAUUUUGCAUUUCUCUCAUUUCCCACCUCAAUGUUCACCCAUGGCUUCCCUCAAACUUUCCUUCUCUUUACAUUCUUUUGAUUCCAAUAAGUUCGAUUUUCCUGUCAAUUCACCUCCGCUCUCUGAUUAUUGCUCUCUUUUCUCCAUCAAUGGUUAUAUUCAUCUCAAUAAGUCCUGCAUACUUUACUCUCUCGCUAGGGUUCACAAGCCCUCUAAAGUUUCUCAGGUAGAACCGGAGGCGUCGGACGUUUCCCAAUCUAGAUUUGAUGACAUUGACUCCAGGAAAAAGUAUUUUACCGCUAAGAAGCCUUCAAAGAGAGCAGCAGGUUCGCAUUUUAGUUUUAGUAGGAAUUGUAGUGAGAAGAUUUUUGAGAAUAUUCUUUUCAGUGGUGGUGAAUUGGAUGUCAAUUACUCAACUAUAUCCUCUGAUUUGAGCUUAGAGGGUUGCAAUGCUAUUUUGAAAAGGCUAGAGAAGUGUAAUGAUUCCAAAACACUGGAUUUCUUUGAGUGGAUGAGAAGUAAUGGGAAAUUAAAACACAAUGUGAGUGCUUAUAAUUUGGUUCUUCGAGUGUUGGGUAGGCAAGAAGAUUGGGAUGCUGCUGAGAAGCUAAUUAAGGAAGUUAGAGCUGAGUUGGGUUCUCAAUUGGAUUUUCAGGUUUUUAACACUCUUAUUUAUGCUUGUUAUAAAUCGGGGUUUGUGGAGUGGGGUACGAAAUGGUUUCGAAUGAUGUUGGAAUGCCAAGUGCAGCCCAAUGUCGCGACAUUUGGAAUGCUUAUGGGUCUCUAUCAGAAGAGUUGUGACAUUGAGGAAUCGGAGUUUGCCUUUAAUCAGAUGAGAAACUUUGGGAUUGUUUGUGAAACAGCAUAUGCAUCUAUGAUUACUAUAUACAUACGUAUGAAUUUAUAUGAUAAAGCAGAAGAGGUGAUUCAAUUAAUGCAAAAAGAUAAAGUAAUUCCUAAUCUAGAGAACUGGUUAGUAAUGCUUAAUGCUUAUUGUCAGCAAGGCAAAAUGGAGGAAGCUGAACUUGUAUUUGCCUCAAUGGAAGAAGCUGGGUUUUCAUCCAAUAUCAUUGCAUAUAAUACCUUGAUUACUGGGUAUGGAAAGGCAUCAAAUAUGGACACUGCUCAACGCCUGUUCUUGGGCAUCAAGAACUCUGGAGUGGAACCUGAUGAAACGACUUACCGCUCCAUGAUUGAAGGUUGGGGUCGAGCUGGUAAUUAUAAAAUGGCAGAAUGGUAUUAUAAGGAGCUCAAGCGGAAAGGAUAUAUGCCGAAUUCCUCUAACUUGUUCACCCUCAUAAAUCUACAAGCCAAACAUGAGGAUGAAGCAGGUGCACUUAAAACACUUAAUGAUAUGCUGAAGAUUGGAUGCCGGCCUUCUUCCAUUGUUGGAAAUGUUUUACAAGCAUAUGAAAAGGCUAGAAGAAUAAAAAGUGUGCCUGUACUCUUGACAGGGUCGUUCUAUCGGAAAGUUCUGAGCAGCCAGACAUCUUGCUCAAUUCUGGUAAUGGCUUAUGUGAAGCACUGUUUAGUGGAUGAUGCUUUAAAAGUGUUGAGGGAAAAGGAGUGGAAAGAUCAUCAUUUUGAGGAGAAUUUGUAUCAUUUGCUAAUUUGUUCAUGUAAAGAGUUGGGCCAUUUCGAGAGUGCAAUUAAGAUAUACGCACAACGGCCUAAACGUGAAAACAAACCUAACUUGCAUAUCACAUGCACAAUGAUUGAUAUCUACAGCAUCAUGGGUAGGUUCUCUGACGGGGAGAAGCUUUAUCUAAGCCUGAGAUCAUCAGGCAUUCCUUUGGAUUUGAUUGCCUAUAAUGUUGUUGUGAGAAUGUAUGUCAAAGCUGGAUCAUUGGAAGAUGCAUGCUCAGUUCUUGACUUGAUGGCUGAGCAGCAGGACAUUGUUCCAGAUGUAUAUCUGUUACGGGACAUGCUUCGUAUUUACCAACGAUGUGGCAUGGUGCAUAAGCUAUCAGAUCUGUACUAUAGGAUAUUGAAGAGUGGGGUGUCUUGGGAUCAGGAAAUGUAUAAUUGUGUCAUAAAUUGCUGUUCCCGUGCUCUGCCUGUUGAUGAGCUUUCUAGGCUUUUUGAUGAAAUGCUUCAAUGUGGUUUUGCCCCAAAUACUGUGACCUUGAAUGUCAUGCUUGACGUUUAUGGGAAAUCCAAGCUUUUCGCUAAGGCUAGAAAUCUCUUUGGGUUUGCUCAGAAAAGAGGUUUGGUUGAUGCAAUCUCUUAUAAUACUAUGAUAUCUGUCUAUGGGAAGAAUAAGGACUUCAAAAACAUGUCAUCUACGGUUCAGCAAAUGAAAUUUAACGGGUUUUCAGUUUCCCUUGAAGCCUACAAUUGUAUGUUGGAUGCUUAUGGCAAAGAAUGCCAAAUGGAGAAUUUCAGAAGUGUCUUGCAGCGAAUGCAGGAGUCAACUUCUGAAUGUGACCAUUAUACGUAUAACAUCAUGAUCAACAUCUAUGGAGAACGAGGAUGGAUAGAUGAAGUUGCGGAAGUUCUGACAGAACUGAAAGCAUGUGGACUUGAACCCGAUCUGUACAGCUACAACACAUUGAUCAAGGCAUAUGGAAUAGCAGGGAUGGUUGAAGAAGCUGCUCGGUUGGUGAAAGAAAUGAGAGAAAAGGGGAUAGAACCAGAUAGGAUAACUUAUAUUAACAUGAUUAGAGCACUGCAAAGAAACGAUCAAUUUUUAGAGGCGAUCAAGUGGUCAUUGUGGAUGAAGCAGAUGAAAUAUUGAAGUUCAUAAAUGCCAAAACAAUGAAACAGUUGUUUGUGUCCUCAAGUCUACCAGCCCCCAGAUAUAGCCAAUAUUCCUGUCCAGACUCUUGCUCACAAUGUAUAUUGAUAAGCUUUCGUUAUUGCCAUCCACGCUAUGCUCA